CCAGCUACUCAUCCAUCAUUGGCAUUAUCGCAUCAUAAUAUAGCUAUAUCUCUUUUUUCGUUAGGUCGAUCGGACGAAGCAUUAAAUCAUACUCAUAAAGCAAUUGAAAUAGCAUCACAAACUUUACCUGAUGAUCAGCCACAAAUAAUUGCUCAUCGAGAACUUCUCAAUGCAAUUCAAAAGAAGAAAGCAAUGAAAGACUAUGUUUCUCUUCUUCAGAUAAUUGAAAAUGAAGAUCAAUGA
Molecule: messenger RNA, 243 nt
Organism: Adineta steineri
Lineage: Eukaryota; Metazoa; Rotifera; Eurotatoria; Adinetida; Adinetidae
Source: the annotation of a GenBank genome assembly